GCGCCGCCGUAAAGCCUUGUGGGUAGGUUAGCAGCGUCCUUGUCCACCAAGCGCACACGGAUUGGCUUCGCGCUCGGGUUUUGGGGGGUGUCUGUCAUUCACUAGUACUUGAACUAAAUUGGAAUUGUCCAACAUGAUGGCAGCAAGAUUUCUCCGCCGUUCUCUCCCCGUACUGAGGCAAGCGCGCUGUUACGCCGAGGCUGUCUCUGGUGCCCCGCAGAUGUCCUUCACUUUCGCCUCCCCGACGCAGGUGUUCUUCAAAGAGGCCAGUGUGAAGCAGGUGGACGUGCCCACACUGACUGGCGCGUUUGGUAUCCUCCCUGCCCACGUACCCACCUUGCAGGUCCUGCGGCCCGGCGUUGUCACGGUGUUCAGCGACGACGGCGCCGCUGCUAAAUACUUUGUUAGCAGCGGGUCCGUAACAGUCAAUGCCGAUUCUUCAGUGCAGCUGCUUGCUGAGGAGGCUGUACCGCUGGACCAGCUGGACAUAGCUGCUGCCAAGGCCAACCUGGAGAAGGCUCAAGCUGACCUGGCAGGUACAUCCGAUGAAGUGGCAAGGGCAGAAGUUCAGGUCAGCAUCGACGCCAACGAGGCCAUCGUCAAGGCGUUGGAGUAGACAUCCCCUGGGCUUCCAUGGGUGAGCUGGAACCUAACUCCAGGCGGGAGGCGGAAGAAACCCAUGCAAGCACGGAGAGAAUAUGAAAACUCCACAAAGGAAGGCAGGAGCCUGGAUUCAAACCCUGAACCUCAAUGACUGUGAGGCAGAUACAGUGAAGAAAAUAAGUAUUUGAACACCCGGGUACAUUGCAAAUUCUCCCACUUAGAAAUCGUGGGGGGGUCUGAAAUUUUCAUCGUAGGUGCUAACCACUCCAUGUAUUAUCCUGAAUCCGAUGCACCUGCGUGAGGUCAUUAGCUGCGUAAAGACACCUCUCCACCCCAUACAAUCAGUAAGACUCAAAGUUAUAACAUGGCUGAGACCAAAGAGCUGUCCAAAGACACCAGAGACAAAAUUGUACAACUCCACACGGCUGGAAAGGGCUACCGAGACAUUGCCAAGCAGCUUGGUGAAAAGAACACUGUCCCUACUGUGAAAUAUGGGCGUGGUAGCAUCAUGCUUUGGGGGUGUUUUUCUGCACAUGGCACAGGACGACUGGACUAUAUUAAGGAAAGGAUGACCGCGGCCAUGUAUUGUGAGAUUUUGGGGAACAACCUCUUUCCCUUGGUCAGAGCAUUGAAGAUGGGUCGUGGCUGGGUCUCUCAACAUGACAAUGACCCGAAGCACACAGCCAGGAAAACCAAAGAGUGACUCCGUAAGAAGCAUAUCAAGGUUCUGGCGUGGCCUAGCCAGUCUCCAGACCUAAACCCAAUAGAAAAUCUUUGGAGGGAGCUGAAACCCUGGGUUUCUCAGCGACAGCCCAGAAAUCUGUCUGAUCGAGAUCUGUGUGGAGGAGUGGGCCAAAAUCCCUCCUGCAGUGUGUGCAAACCUGGUGAACAACUACAGGAAAAGUUUCACCUCUGUAAUUGCAAACAAAGGCCACUGUACCAAAUAUUCACAUUGGUUUUCUUGGGUGUUCAAAUACUUAUUUGCAGCUGUAUCACACAAAUAAAUCAUUAAAAAAAAUCAUACAUUGUGAUUUGUGGAUUUUUCUUUUUGGAUUAUCUCUCUCACAGUGGACAUGCACCCAAGAUGAAAAUUUCAGACCCGUCCAUGAUUUCUGAGUGGGAGAACUUGCAAUGUAGCAGGGUGUUCAAAUACUUAUUUGCUUCAUUGUAAAUUAACCACAUGGUCACCAUGAUUCCCAGCUUUUUUUUUUCAUUUCCACUGAAAGUACUAAAUGUACUCUCGCUUUUCCAAGUUAAUAGUGUAUACAGAUGUACGCAACAAAAAUAUAAUAAAUAGAAGUGGUAAAUAUAAAUACAAUUAAUUUUUCAAUGAAAUGUAUGUAAAAUGUGUACAGCCAGGUUUGUUUUCAUUUUAAUGUUUGUUUCUGGAGUUACUUGAGGCAAACAUAAUUUCUUUCUUGGCUUUGCUGAGUAGUAAAGUCAAUAUUAAAGUCAAUUUUCAUGUCA
Molecule: messenger RNA, 2070 nt
Organism: Syngnathoides biaculeatus (alligator pipefish)
Lineage: Eukaryota; Metazoa; Chordata; Actinopteri; Syngnathiformes; Syngnathidae
Gene: atp5f1d
Product: ATP synthase F1 subunit delta
Exons: 5
Coding region: 134-616 (160 amino acids)
Biological process (GO): proton motive force-driven ATP synthesis
Molecular function (GO): proton-transporting ATP synthase activity, rotational mechanism
Source: RefSeq, a predicted model, not a curated record